GAAGGAGGCGGAGGAGGAGCAGUCAGUGCGCGAGGAGCAGCGGAGACACCGAGAGACACCGAGAGGAGGGACAGCGCGAGACACGGACCUGUUGGACUGUACGGAGUACCGAGCCUGAAGCCCCGCACGCCCCGCACGCCCCGCACACACUAACGCGUUUCACUGAUCUACCUGAGGACACCAUGCUGACGCAGCUCUGCCUCGUGCUCGUGUUGUCCGCCUCCGUGUGUCCAGAGUCGCAGGUGAGGGAGACGGAGACAUGGAUGCCCAUGAAGACCACACAGACGGCCGCCGCCGCAACACACCACGACCACGUGGAGUCAUCGGGAGGCGGACCCAACCACUCAGACUUCGGCUUCACGGACGACGAGGACGAUGAAGACUACGACAGCUACGACCACGAGGACGACGACGAGGAGCAGGACGACUUCUCUGGAUCCGGUGACAGAGCAACCACGGUGUCGCCUGGAAGACAGACCGAGACGUCCGCUCAGCCCGACGUGAACGACAACAAGAUCCCGGAGGUGGAGCGCCCGGCGAGGCCGACCAUCGACGAGGUCGGCAUCGUCCGGAACAGCAACGAGGUCCCGCUGCUGAGGAACGAGCCCGGCGAGGAGCAGCCGUCCAACGUCCUCAUGUCCCACGCCAGCGACGACAGCAUCUUCAGCAAGACGGAGGUCCUGGCAGCUCUGAUCGCGGGCGGCGCCGUCGGCCUGAUGUUUGCCGUCCUCCUCAUCCUCCUCCUCAUCUACCGCAUGAAGAAGAAGGACGAGGGCAGCUACGAUCUGGGGAAGAAGCCCAUCUACAAGAAAGCCCCCACCACAGAGAUCUAUGCGUAGACCGCCGCCUCCUCCACCUCCCUCCUCCGUCACCACACUCACAAACACACACCUCACCUUUAAAAACUCAAUCAGUGCCUCGUCUUCAUCAUACCUCCUCCUCCUCCUCGCCUUCCUUCAGCGGAGUGACGCUCUAACCAAUCAGGAGAGAGAAGCCCCGACAACACAAUCGAUUGACUGACUCCUCCUACCUGAUGUAUGCUAAUACUGUUGGUGCUCUCUUAACCAAUCAGAGGCUCCGUCGGUCCAAAAAAAGGAGCGACAGGAUUGGACGAUUUCAGCUGCGGUACGCCGUUUUAUGUCUUGUUUUGAUUUUUUUUGUCCACGAGAAGAGAAAAAGCAGCAGGAGCUCGGUCGAGCUGGACGCCGCCUUCAGAUAACGACGCUAACGCUGUGGUGAUUGGUCCGUACGGUACGCGUCCACAGCCACUUAUUUAUUUCCCCUCUCGUCAUCCGGUUUGUUGGACUGCAGCUCCUCACGUCACCGUGGGAGACGGUUUUUAUGUGACUGUUUUUAUUUUUUAGGAUUGAAACAUCCUGCUCUGUCCAUCAUUUAAAGUUCUGGUUUAAUUUGUCACCCGGCCGUUAACGAGAGAAGAGACAGUCAAACGAGGGUCAACACACGUUUGGAAAAUGAUUUUUUUUUUUUCUGCAACAAACGAUGAUUCAGAUUAAAACGACCUGAAACUUCCUGUUUGUUUCAUGUCUCCUCACCGGGGGAAAAUCCCGCCGGGCCGGGCCGGCACGUAGCACAAGAUAAGUAAGCUAAAGUAGUCUGCAAGGAGAAUUAGCAAAUACUGUAUGACCCAGGUCACACACACACACACACACACACACACACACACACACACACUAUAAUCACUGCUGUGCCUGCAGGGUUUGUUUUUCUGUUAUUCUGGUGAACUGGAGUCAAACCAACAUGCUCCUACAAGGCGACACACCUACAUUCCUCACACACACACACACACACACACACACACACACACACUGUAACACACAGAGUUCAGUGGUGUGUGAAGCUGUUGACCUUCUUUCACAAAAAAAAACCUUCAACUAACUUAAAGGAACAGUUUGACGUUUCAGAGAAAAUCGCUCUCGUGUGUGUGUGUCUGUAAAUAUGUGGCUAGCUUAGCUUAGCAUAAAGACUGGUAACGGAUGGAAACUGCUAGCCUGGCUCUGUCAGAGUUGAACAUGUGAGCGCCUUCGUGCUAAGCUAAGCUGCUGACAGGUACGAGCGUGAUGUCACCGUUCACCUGCGAGGUCACACACACGCUUCCUGGUUAACCGUGAAAGUUUGAAGCUCUGUGAUCGGAGAAACUGGUAGUUUUGGUACUUUGUGUUUGUCUCGUUGUUUUCAGACCGCGGGUUCGAUGCUUCCUCGACAAGCGAACCGGCGGUCCGUGUUUUUCGUUCUGCGUCUCGGAGCACUCGCGGCGCCUCGAGCGCGUCCAUGCUCACAUUUCUUUAGCUGAAGAAGCAGCACAGACUGAUCUACCAAGGAUUUGUACAUAGUCAUUACAUGAAAACAAACAAAUAUAUUAACUUGGUACUUAGCCGUAUCCUGGCAACAACAAAUAUCUACCAAAUAUUUAAAUGCCAAAUUGUUUUUUCCUGUUUUUGUUUUUUUUUCCCGCGCAGUAACGUUCACGUGAUUUUACUGUAAAUGAUAAAAACUGUUUUGAUACGACGCUAACACUAACUCGCCUCCUCAUUGUUCUCCAGUAGAUCGACUUGUCAUUUUUUUGUAUUAAUUUAACUGUCAAAUUAUUUUAUUGCCUUCUUUCAGGUUGGGGUUUUCCCCUUUUUUAAGCUGUUGUAUAUGUGAUUUUAAAAGUUUUAUAUACACUAGUUUGAGAGAUUUUUUUUCAGAGGCAAAUAGUUUUGGAACUUUUUAUUUUGUAAGAGUUUCUAUUAUCUUUUUAGACUUGUUUUUUUUUUUGUUCUUUUGCUUUUUGUAUUUAUGUGUUUCGUUCGUAGAAGGAUUGCUUAUGUGGUCGGUGUUCAUCUCGUCGUUCAGGGGAUGAGCCGUGUCGCCGCUCGCAGACCUGGAACUGUUUUCAUGCUUCGAUUCUUUGUAGCUAAAAUCUUGCAAUCAAACUUCAACAGUUACUGAAACGUCUCGACGCUGGUUCAAGGUCUUCACCUCCAGUUAAAUCAACAAAAUCCUGAUUCGUGUAAAGUUCGACCUCAGACGGAGGAGAAACUCUCCAGGUCGGGAUUAAAAGUGUUAACCAGGUCCAGGUCUGCACGGCGAGCACGGGAGAGAAACGUUCUGUUCUGCUGCUUAAUGUCACAAACACCACAUGUGAAUCACCAAUGGAGUGGAGAAGCCAAUGAAUCAUUGGUUUCUGCAUGCAGGUUCUGAUUUAUUAUUGGAAAUAAAGCUAUUUUUAUGCACAUUAACAUUUUAAA
Molecule: messenger RNA, 3251 nt
Organism: Larimichthys crocea (large yellow croaker)
Lineage: Eukaryota; Metazoa; Chordata; Actinopteri; Sciaenidae
Gene: sdc4
Product: syndecan 4
Exons: 5
Coding region: 183-839 (218 amino acids)
Biological process (GO): cell migration
Cellular component (GO): cell surface; membrane
Source: RefSeq, a predicted model, not a curated record